AUGUAUGAUAUGCCAAAUUUUAUUGUGAAAAUUAACAAUGGGAAGGUAAGGACAACUGCUCAUAAGUACAAGCUUAGCUUCUAUACAAAGACAGACGUGGAAGUCCUUCCAAUUGAGACUUUCGCUUUUAACCCAUUCAAAAUGUGCCCAUUUGCUGAACUUGAGGCAAAUGCUCUAAUGGAUAAAAAUUUGUUGUUUGAUUACAUAGGAAAGGUUGUUGGAAAGAAAGAAGCUAUGGGGAUGAUUACACGCACGAGUGAAGAAAGCAAGCGUAUUGCACUACAAUUGAAAGACCUAGAGCAUAUGCUGGAUAUUAAGUGUCCAAAAAUACUGUUAGAGUUGUAUUAUGCCUUUCAUUCCAAGAAACACAAGAUUAAAUGUACAUUGUUUGGGAAAUCGGUGGACCAAGUGCUUCCACACUUCGAACGAGAUGAUGGGGAGCCUUUCAUAAUGUUUGUUCAGCUUUUUAAGUCGAAUGUAUACUUAAAUUCUAUGAAUGUUCAAAGCACUUACUAUGUCUCCAAAUGUUACUUCAAUCCAAACCUUCCCGAAGUUAUUGACUUCAAGAAAAGAUUUGCAAAGGAGGAAACCUCCUACUGGAUUGUGGAAAAUAUUGUGUCUUUAAAGGUUGGUAAAGAUGACUGGUCCUAUACGCCAUGUAAGACAUGUCCAGAGAAAGUUCUAGAGAGCAAAAAUAGGUAUUGGUGUGAUCAUUGUAGACGUGUAGGCUUUAAGGCUACACUAAGGUAUAAGCUACAAGUAAUCGUGACUAAUGAAAAUGGUUGUAUGAAGCUCUUUCUGUGGAACAAAGAAACAGAGCAUAUGGUGGGAAAGACUGCUGAGAUAAUUAAAGAGUUAUUCCUUAACAUCACCUACAAGAAUAUUAAUGUCGUGGAAGGGGUAUACAGCGUUUUAAAGAUUUCAGAUGAUGAAUGCCUCAUGUCCAGUUUUGGUUCUGCCAAUUCUUCUUUUGAUGCUUCUUGUUCUCAACAUGUACCUAAUACCUCUACAACUGAAAUAGGUGAUAAUAGCAAUGGACAUGGGGCUGUUUCUCUAUCCAAGGAUUUAGCAGUUGAGGGCAAUGGUGAGAGAUCCUCUGAGACUCCAGCCAAGAGGUCCUCCCCUAAUACAGGUGAUGGCUCUACGGCAGAAGCAAGUGUGUCUGCAGAUGUGCAAGCAUCAAUUAACAAGAAUUUUAAGAGGAAUUGUGGAAAAAAAAUCUCGAUUGAAAACUUUUGA
Arachis duranensis is the source of this 1239-nucleotide messenger RNA. RefSeq lists its product as uncharacterized. The transcript is spliced from 9 exons. The record is from RefSeq and is a predicted model, not a curated record. Bases 1 to 1239 code for a protein of 412 amino acids. NCBI's taxonomy places the organism in Eukaryota, Viridiplantae, Streptophyta, Magnoliopsida, Fabales, Fabaceae.